Molecule: messenger RNA, 909 nt
Organism: Cornus florida
Lineage: Eukaryota; Viridiplantae; Streptophyta; Magnoliopsida; Cornales; Cornaceae
Product: E3 ubiquitin-protein ligase SPL2-like
Exons: 6
Coding region: 1-909 (302 amino acids)
Biological process (GO): organelle organization; protein ubiquitination
Molecular function (GO): ubiquitin-protein transferase activity
Source: RefSeq, a predicted model, not a curated record
AUGCCGGCGGCGCCGAAGGAAUCAGUUGGAAAAGCCGGCAACGGUGCAAUCGUAGCGGGGUUGGCUAUGACUUUGGCGGCAUGGCCGUGCUUCGAGUUAUCACGGUUUUACACUGAGCAUUUGAAGCCCAAAAUAAUGGACGAAGUCGAAUCUGUUGCCAUAUCUGAUCUACAAUCCCUCCUUGACAGCUCCCGCUCCACUGCUGGAAGGCUCGUCUUCGUUCGCGGUAUAGUUGAGGCCAAGUCCGCCGAUCAUUACUGUAUUUCCUUGUCCGGCAAGGCAGCUGUUGCGAUUCAUAGAACUUUCUAUAAGUACUUCUCUAAAGAUUGGAGAGACUUAUUUCUGCCAAUUUCUGAAUUGAGCACUCGCAUGGAGGAAUUUCAUAAAAAACGUGUUUGGGUUCCAUUUACAAAGGUCCCUUUUAUUCUUGUUGAAGGUCGUCAAAAGCCUCCUUCGGAUUACGUUGUUGUGAAUCUGGAUUUCAUGUCAGGUCCCUAUCCUCGCAUGUUGAGUGAUGUAAUACCUCUUGAGACAAACUAUGGAACGUGCGAGCCGGUCAAUCGUUCGAUUAAAGACAUCUCAGAACCCAGUAAACAUGGGUUCCCUGUUUGUCAGUGGCGGGAAGAUGAAAUUCUUCCAAUUGGAAAGCGUAUCAGUGCAGUGGGCAUGUGCCGUCGUGAAAAUGGAGUCCUUGUCAUUAGCCGCUGUGAAGACAUUGAAUUUUUCUUGACUAAUUUUAGAAGUAAGGAUGAGUUGGUGGAAAAGGUUUCAUCACGAAGCAGGGUUCUUCAAAACUUAGGCGUUAUCUUUGGAAAUUUGGGACUUGGAUUCUUUACCUAUGCUGGUGUGAGUUCAACUAACAAAAGCACAAAUAGUCCACGCAUUGCUCUUGCAGAUUUUGGUAGAUGA